Messenger RNA from Funneliformis geosporum, 252 nucleotides. The record is from the annotation of a GenBank genome assembly. Lineage: Eukaryota; Fungi; Glomeromycota; Glomeromycetes; Glomerales; Glomeraceae.
AUGAAGGAUGUUCAAACCUAUCAAUAUUACAAGGAUAGCAUGAGAAUACAAUCAACUUAUAGGGUUCAGCUCGAAGAAAACGAUGCUCAUAUAGAAAUUGGUAAAAACACAGGAAAAUAUACUAUAUGUGGAAUCAACACUAAUGAUGAAGCGAUAGAUGAUGCUUUGUUAGAUAGAUUAAUAAUAUUGAUUGAUAAGCUCGAAUUAAAUAAACAAGAUGCGCUUGACAAUAUGAAUCAGACACAAGAAUGA